UUAACUUGGGUCGUAUCUAAUAAUAUCUUGUGCCCUAGCUGGCAGCUAGUUGCAGAGCUUCUUCUAUAUAACCCCAUACAACUCUCGUCUUCUCCUCAAAGUCUCCCUUGCUUUCCUUCUCUCGUGUGUCAAACAAGUUCACUUUUCUUUCUUGAACUUUCUUUCUUUAGAAAUGGACUUGGGUUUGGCUGCCAAGGACACCACCUGGUGUGUGUUUACUCUCCCAGCCUUUCUUGGCUAUAGGAACGUUUUAGAUUCCUUUGUCUUGUUUUCACUUUUUAUGGCGUUUGUCUCUCUUUCUCUUCUUUCUUGGGCCUUUGCUGUUGGUGGUGUUGCAUGGAAAAAUGGAAGAAACCAACGAGGCCCUGUUCCUAUCCCUGGACCAAGAGGUUUCCCCAUCUUUGGUAGCCUUGUCACUUUGAGCCGGGGCUUGGCUCAUCGUUCUUUGGCUUCCAUUGCAUGGAAGCGGGCUAAUACUUCGCUCAUGGCUUUUAGCCUUGGCUCAACUCCUGUUGUUGUAGCUUCUGACCCUCAUACUGCCAGAGAAAUAUUAACUUGUCCCCACUUCGCUGACCGUCCGAUUAAACAGUCAGCUAAGAGUCUCAUGUUUAGCCGAGCUAUCGGUUUUGCUCCCAACGGUACUUACUGGAGGCUGUUAAGAAAAAUUGCUUCCUCACACCUUUUUGCACCACGGCGCAUCGCUGCCCAUGAAACUCUUCGUCGCCUAGAAUGUGAAUCUAUGCUUCGCAACAUAGCUGUAGAGCAAAAACAAAAAGGUUGCGUCUCUUUAAGGAAACACCUUCAGUUGGCAUCCUUAAACAACAUCAUGGGCAGUGUGUUUGGCAAGAGAUACGAUCCUGCACAUGAUAGUGAGGAGCUCGAGGAGCUUAGAGACAUGGUUGCUGAAGGGUUUGAACUUUUGGGUGCAUUUAACUGGUGUGAUUAUUUGCCAUGGCUGAAUUACUUAUACGACCCAUUUCGUAUACAUGAACGUUGCUUGAAUCUCGUUCCCCGAGUUAGGAAACUCGUUGUAGGCAUUAUUGAAGACCAUCGGCUCAGUGCUGAGUCAAGAAAGGAGCUUGAUAGUUGUGAUUUUGUUGAUGUUUUGCUCUCUUUGGAUGGUGACGAGAAGCUGCAAGAAGAUGACAUGGUUGCUGUGUUAUGGGAGAUGAUUUUUAGAGGAACCGAUACAACAGCUUUGUUAACCGAGUGGAUCAUGGCCGAGUUAGUAUUGCACCCGGAGAUUCAAGAAAAGCUUCGGAGAGAACUAGACGGAGCAGCCAAAGAUGGGAACUUGACAGACUCCGACGUGGCAAAUUCACCUUAUUUAAAAGCUGUUGUGAAAGAAGCCCUGCGGGUCCACCCUCCUGGCCCACUCCUGUCAUGGGCCAGGUUGUCCACAUCAGACGUCCAACUCAGCAAUGGAAUGCUGAUACCCUGGAACACAACUGCAAUGGUCAACAUGUGGGCGAUCACGCAUGACCCAGUCAUCUGGGUAGAUCCACUGGAGUUCAAGCCAGAGAGAUUCUUAAAUGGUGAUGUAGACGUGAAGGAUGGAGAUUUAAGGCUCGCACCAUUUGGGGCAGGGCGGAGAAUGUGCCCAGGGAAGAACCUAGGGCUGGUGACGGUGACUCUUUGGGUGGCAAGGCUGGUGCACCAGUUCCAGUGGGUUGAGGAUGUGGCUAAUCCAGUGGACCUGAGUGAGGUGUUGAAGCUGUCUUGUGAAAUGAAGAAGCCUUUGCGAGCUGUGGCUUUGCAAAGGAUGGAUGUUUCCUCUUAGGGUUUCUAGGUGUUGUGGGUAAACUAUAUAAUAUAAGGUUGAUUAUAUAAUUAUCAAGACUUGGGUUAUGUCUUAAUUUCUCUUUUUGAAUUUUGAUGUUAGUUUUUAAUUUAAUUUACGUGUAGGUAAGUUGUAGUUUUUGUAAGGAGUUGCUUGAUCAUAUAUAUAUCUUUUCUAAUUUUGAGAUAUAAUUAACUACCA
Molecule: messenger RNA, 1981 nt
Organism: Manihot esculenta (cassava)
Lineage: Eukaryota; Viridiplantae; Streptophyta; Magnoliopsida; Malpighiales; Euphorbiaceae
Product: cytochrome P450 78A7
Exons: 2
Coding region: 173-1780 (535 amino acids)
Molecular function (GO): monooxygenase activity; heme binding; oxidoreductase activity, acting on paired donors, with incorporation or reduction of molecular oxygen
Source: RefSeq, a predicted model, not a curated record